Messenger RNA from Lachancea meyersii CBS 8951, 741 nucleotides. The record is from the annotation of a GenBank genome assembly. NCBI's taxonomy places the organism in Eukaryota, Fungi, Ascomycota, Saccharomycetes, Saccharomycetales, Saccharomycetaceae.
AUGAUAUCCGGUCCCAUCUCUCCUCCAGCUUCGCCUCUAGAAAAUACCAAGUCCAAGCCUGUGGCCAAACUGAAUAAAGGCCACUCCAGAACCGUGGUGCCAGUAAAUAGAACCACCGACAUCAAACGGGCCACUUUGACGCUGGCCAAGGCGUUCCACGACUCCAAGGCCAACGACUACCUCAUGAAAAAAUUCGUGAAUCUGUCGGUGCACGAACCAGUGUCGAAAAUGCGUAUUAACGCAAUCCUCCACUACUUCAACACGGAGUAUUCAGAUAAGGGCGGGGAGAUUGUUGAGGCCAACGAUUUCGACGCCGUGGCUGUCUGGACUGCUCCCGGUCGCCAUUUCGACCAAGAGUUGACCAACGACCCGGUCUUCAACAAGAUCUUUUUCGAUGACCUGCACGACAAGCGCGAGGCGCUAUUGCAGGACAUCGACUGCUACUACCUGUUCAUCAUUGGCAAAGACCUCACGCAACCUGGCGUUCGCGGGUCCGUCAGAGCCAUUUUUGAACACUAUAAACAGAGAGCGGACGCCGAGGGCGUCGCUCUGGUCCUGGAGGCCAUCAACGAGCAUGCCAAAUCCGUUUACGAGUAUUUUGGCUUUAACAACUACUACACCUUCAACUACGGUGUGGGUGAGGUGGAUUCCAACGGUAACCCCGACCCUAACGGGGAAGGUUUCACGGGUUAUUUGAUGUUAUAUUACAAUGGUGACUUGCCAGGUGCAAAGGACAUUUAA